This is a messenger RNA of Culex pipiens pallens (northern house mosquito), 2086 nucleotides long. Its product is annotated as solute carrier family 52, riboflavin transporter, member 3-A. The transcript has 3 exons. The coding region runs from base 16 to 1620 and encodes 534 amino acids. The record is from RefSeq and is a predicted model, not a curated record. Gene Ontology annotation, biological process: riboflavin transport. Gene Ontology annotation, cellular component: plasma membrane. Gene Ontology annotation, molecular function: riboflavin transmembrane transporter activity. Lineage: Eukaryota; Metazoa; Arthropoda; Insecta; Diptera; Culicidae.
CUCUGUGUGGUGAAUAUGAGCCCCUCGGCUGAUAGCAGAGACGGAGCUGAGGCCGAAUACGAUGGCGGCGGAGCCGCCGCCGGUAACGUCGCGGUCGUCACGGUGUCUUCGGCAGUCGAGUCCCGGCGGUCGCGAAGUGCGGAUACCUCUUCUACCGGUGGUGGAGCGAUUGCAGCGAACACGGCAGGUGGAGAAGCAGACUGCUUGAUAGUGAGUCCAUCGUCGGCGGCCCUCACCGAAAGUUGCUGCCUGCUGCGCAAAUCAACGACCAUGAAGCAAAAGCUGACCGGCGUCCGGGACGCCUUCCAGAACCGCAGUCUGCUGGUGGACCUGCUGGCGAUCCUGUUCGGCAUCGGCGCCUGGAUCGGCGUCAACUCGAGCUUCGUCCAGCUGCCGCUGCUGGUGGCGAACGCGCCCGAAGGAUGGAACCUGCCGUCGUACCUGGUGGUCAUCACGCAGCUUGGGAAUCUGGGACCGCUGCUGUAUACGGCGCUGCAGAGGGUGCGCGCCUUUCGGGACUCGUACAUGAUCUACGCGGUGCUGGUGAUCGGGACGGUUGGCGCGAUCUGUAUGGCGUUUUUGUACGAGAAAACGGCUUUUGUGUUUGGCGCGGAACGGUCUGUUGCGAUGUUCGUGUGCGUGUUUGCGCUGGCGCUGGUCGGGUGUACGAGCUCGGUGCUGUUCAUGCCGUACAUGGGACGCUUUCGGGACGUCUAUCUGAUCACGUACUUGAUUGGUGAAGGCCUCAGCGGCUUCCUGCCAAGUAUUGUGGCCCUCAUCCAGGGCGUCGGCGGCAACGCCGAGUGCAUCCCAAACAACUCGACCGAUCCGGACGCCCCCGACUUCAUCAGCUACACCCCGCCGCCGCGCUUCGGCUCGCUCGAAUACUUUGUGUUUGUGUUUGUCGUUUUAAUCGUCAGUACUAUCGCUUUUACGAUACUUGAUAACCAUAAGCGGUGCCGCCAGGAGUACGCGGCCGUCGUCAUAAAUCACGGCAACGACUACACGUACGAAACGACACCCACCGUGACCGUCGUGACCAGCCCCACAUCUAACCCAUCGGAAAAACCAACCACCUCCGCGUCAACCAAGCACGAGCAGCCCAAAGUGCUCUCGAACCGAAACUACACCUAUCUGAUGGUUCUGCUCGGAGUGCUGUGCCUGUUCGGAAACGGAUUCUUCCCCGGAAUCCAGUCCUACUCCUGCUUACCGUACGGCAACGUGGCCUACCAUCUGACGGUGACGCUCAGCACGAUGGCCAAUCCGGUGGCGUGCUUCAUGGCCGUGUUCCUUCCGCACACCUCGAUCCGGGCCAUCACGUCGAUAUCGAUGCUGGCGGCAGUGUUUGCGGCGUACGCGAUGGCCACGGCCUUCAUGAGUCCCGCGCCACCGUUUAUGGGGAUGGCCAUCGGGGAGGCGCUGGUGAUCAUCUCCUGGACCAUCCUGAUCGGGCUGGUCAGCUACGUGCGGCUCUCCAUCACGACGGUGUUCCGCUCCCAGGGAGGCAAAUCGCUCGUCUGGGUCGGUGCCGUCACCCAGAUUGGCUCCCUUUGCGGCUCGAUACUUUCCUUCACGAUGGUCAACUUUACGAACCUGUUUCAGCAGUACUAUCCGUGCUGAUCGUGGUUACCAUCCGGAAUGUAAGGGGACCAGGAACCUACUACACCACACUCCCGCCAUAAAAAAGUUGCGUUGGAACGAAUGAAUGUGGGCGUGUUUGUGUUGCUCUGAGUUUGGGUCAUAGAACAAAUCUUUCAACUCAACCUGAAUCAUGUUCGUAGCUAGCGAGUUGAAAAAAGUCUGACUUUCAUUAUUAUAGUUAGGUUGUUAGUUGAUACGUUAAGUUGUAAUUGCAUUUAGUGUUAGCGCUUAUAUUUGUCAGAACAAGAACAAAAACUAUGUGUAAACGUUAAUCUAGACGGUCAAGUACAAAACCCUAAAUUUCCUAUCAGAUAGGUUUGAGUUUCUAAAAUUUUGAUUUCUAUCCUUUGUUAUGUUAUUAGUUAGUUUGUGUUGUGUUUGCCUUUAGACAACGAAUGAAUUAAUUGCAAAAUAAAAUGCACCCGUUUGUAGAGAGUUUAAAGUU